Messenger RNA from Saccostrea cuccullata (small rock oyster), 2488 nucleotides. RefSeq lists its product as uncharacterized. The transcript is spliced from 3 exons. The record is from RefSeq and is a predicted model, not a curated record. Bases 506 to 1561 code for a protein of 351 amino acids. Lineage: Eukaryota; Metazoa; Mollusca; Bivalvia; Ostreida; Ostreidae.
AACAGGAAAGAUACUUUUGAACGUCACAUACGAACAUGUAAUAGUUCAACAAAGUGUCGGCACUGCGGAAAAGAAUUCAAAUUGUCUUCUCAAUGUCGAUUUCAUAUGCAGAAUGAACACAAGGACAAAUUAUUUAAAUGUGAUAAAUGCAGAAGGGAGUAUUUAACCUUACAAUCAUUUAAACAACACAAUGGAAGAUGCAAGGAACAACAGGCUAAAAAAAACAGAUGAUUUGCCAUCAACAAGUCGUCCAGACAAUCAAAAUGAGGUCGGGAAAAUAUGAAUUCAUUUAUAGCGUAAUAAAAAACACAAAUGAAUACAUUAUCAAAUUCCAACGUUUCUUUAAAUAUUAAAAUAUUUAUGUUUCAAUAGCAGGUUUGAAAACAGAGAUGAUUUACCAUCAACAAGUCGUCCAGACCAUGCAAAUGAGGAUUUGAAUCGUGUAUUAACCUGCCGCACUUGUCAACAAACCUUUGACUGUAGAAGAACUCUUUAUCUUCAUCAAAUGAAUGAACACUUCCAAGUGGGGGCAGGGCAAUUACAACCCAGACCGUGGGGUAACGGGUCCCCGCCAUGGGAACAAGGGGGAAAUAUUGAUAAUCAAUUGAAACACGUGUAUGAAGCAAAUAGUUCUAUUAUUUUAAGAAGACACCAGGAGGGAAAUGUUUGUAGUGUUUAUAAUUUUCCUAUUGAUAAUCAAUUUUCGGUCUCUGAAAUCAUGCAAGCAGCAAAUGAGAUUUAUGAUCGUCAAAACAAAGCAUUUCGAUUAAAUUUAGAAUUCGGUUUUAUCUUGGUUAAUACCGAAACGGGUGAGUAUCGUUAUUUCAAACCUCAUCACAAUCAAGAAUUAUUUCAUAGACCUAUUUACGUGUCAAAGCGAACACAUUUACACCUUUUAUACUUACGCAUGAGACAAUUAAAUAUUACUGAUUACAUUUUACGACAACGACCUGACACGAAGUGGAAACCAUACUUGAUUACCAAUUUACGAAUCGUUAUAUAUCACUUAUAUUUCGUCUUGGGAAAAGGCGAAAACAUUUUACCAGAGCCCAUUCAAAAAUCUGCUAAUAUGUUUUCCUUAUCAAAAGACAGAAAAGGGCAGUUUUACAAAGAUAAUCUGUGUGCGUUCCGUUGUUUAGCUGUACACGAAGGUCACAAUACUUCGAGUUUAGAAUCUCGCACUAGAAUCCUAUUUGAAAAAUGGGUGAAAUAUAACCGAUCCCGUCAAACAGAAAUAAAUUCUGAUUGUAAAUCUUUUCCUGGAGUUACAUUAGAACAGAUUGUCUAUUUCGAAAAAUGUUUUGAAAUAAGUGUAAAUAUAUUUUCGUUAAACGAAGAUCAGUCGGUUCUGUCUGUCUAUCAAUCCAAAGGAAAUUUUUCAAAUACGUAUUUAAAUCUUUUCGAAAACCACUUGUCGUACAUCUCCAACUUCAAUGCAUAUGCAAGAAAAUUUCAAUGUAAAACUUGUCAGCGUCAUUUCAGUAAUACCAGAAAUUUUAAACGUCAUCAAAGGACGUGUACCAGAAAAACAAAUGGAAAUUUCCCGGAGGUUUUAUUCUAAUCCGCAAUCGGUCUUUGAUAAAUUAGAACAACUAGGAAUUUACGUGGAAGAGAAAGAUCGAUUAUAUGAGUGGUUUUUAGUAUAUGAUUUCGAAUCUAUGCUAGUACCUAUGAAAAUUAAAAAUACCGACAAUUUAGAAUACACUGAGCAUCACGUACCCAUAUCGGUAAGUAUCUGUUCUAAUGUAAACGAACACACCGAACCACACUGUAUCAUUGAACCGAACACCGACGAUCUCAUCAAGAAAAUGGUUACAUAUAUGUCAACCAUAGCCCAGAAAGCAGCCGAAUUAGCAAAAACGAAAUUUAGUGAUGUGUUCGAGGCACUCGAGGGUUCUUUUAUCGAUGACGGAAUAACCGACGAAAUGGCAGAGUACCUCGAACACGAUACAGAAAUAGAGAAAUUGAUAAAGGAAGAACAAAAAUAUGCUGAAAAACUAAAAGAGGAAUUCGAGAAAUAUUGUCAACAGUUAAUAUGCAUUGGUUUUAAUUCGGCUAGAUACGACAUUAAUUUAAUUAAGAGUUAUCUGGUCAAACAUCUCAUCCCGGAAACAGGAAAUGAAACUUUUACAGUUAAACGAAACAACAGUUACGCGUGUAUUAGCACCCCAUAAUUUAAAUUUUUAGAUGUUACACAGUAUCUGAGUCCCGGCAUCAAUUAUUCAGGGUUCUUGCGCGCUUUCGAUGUACAAGAAUGUAAAGGGUUUUUUCCUUACCAAUUUCUAGACUCUGUCGAAAAAUUAAAUUACCCCGAACUUCCACCUCACGAUGCAUUCCAUUCAACACUUAAAAAUGUUAAUAUCAGCGAAGAUGAUUACGCGUUUUGUCAAAGAGUGUGGAAGGAAAAAGAAAUGACAACCUUUCGAGAUUUUCUAGUGUGGUACAACAACCUUGACGUCGGGCCUUUCGUACAAGCUGUAAAUUAUUU